Nasonia vitripennis (jewel wasp) is the source of this 1033-nucleotide messenger RNA. RefSeq names its product serine protease. Gene Ontology annotation, biological process: proteolysis. Bases 41 to 949 code for a protein of 302 amino acids. NCBI's taxonomy places the organism in Eukaryota, Metazoa, Arthropoda, Insecta, Hymenoptera, Pteromalidae. The transcript has 4 exons. The record is from RefSeq and is marked validated. Gene Ontology annotation, molecular function: serine-type endopeptidase activity.
AUUAUUCAACAGUUGAACAAUAAUUAUACUCGCAGCCAUAAUGAAGAUCGUUCUUUUCGCGACGUGUAUUAUUCUUGUAUUUAACAAUGUUCGGGGCUCACUCGAGGCUGAGGGCAUAAUCGGUGGACGAGAUGAUGACGGGCCUAACGAGUUUCCAUAUCUCGUGUCCUUUAAAAAUGCUACAGAGCACUGGUGCGGCGGUGCGAUAAUAGGUGAUCAGUUCAUUCUCACAGCGGCUCAUUGCGUCAUCGAGGAAGAUGUGAAGUUUCGCGACUUUCCUCACAAAAUCAUCGCAGGCAUUGACUCCCUCGACUCUGAUCAAGAUACCAAAGUCGAGGUUGACGUUGAGAAGAUCUAUGUCAGCGAGCGUUACAACCAUUCCUGGUGGUUUCUGGGUGACACAGCCUUGGAUGACUGGGCUGUGCUCAAGUUGAAAACUAAACUGGACAUCAACAACAACAAAGGCUUGGCAAUCGUUAAUCUGCCAGAAAAAAUCAAUGGAACCAACGAGUACGACACCUAUGAAAAUGCCACGGCGCUUUUAGCGGGUUACGGCUAUGAUUACAUUGAAAUAAUCAAAUACCAGAAUGGUACCGAGAGAGACAGAGGAAAUUCCACUGGAGAAUUGCACAAAGCGAAUGUGCGCGUGGUCAGCAACAAUGUGUGCUCCGAUCCGGUAGACGGUUAUGAUUCCCCUGUCUUGGAUACGCAGAUCUGCGCUAAAAUUAUCGAGCAUGCAGAUUUGACGCCUCAAGGACCGUGUAACGGUGACAGUGGAAGUCCGCUGGUGAUCGAUAACACGGUGAUCGGUAUAGUGAGUGUCUCCGUACUCGCCUGUAACGACAAUAGAGUGCCGGCUCUCUAUACCAGGGUUACAUCCUAUACGGAUGCUAUCAAGAAUGCGAUGAAAGGCGUUACCAAAGGAUUACGCGUUGCGUCAGCACCCUGAAAUUUAUUUGUAAAUUUGGUGCAAUGUAUCAGAAAUUUAAAUAAAAAGUGUAGCAUUUUAUUCUAGCAAAUAUAUAUUUUGAAU